UCAGAAAGUUGGCUGCCGUCUAGGCCGGCGGACGCACGAAUCGUUGGCUCGUUCCUUUAUCGCAACUUUUAAAAAACAAAACAAAACAAAACAAAACAAUUCGAAAUUGUAUUGAAGUGUCUUUGGUGUUUCUCUUUUCCGUGUUUCGAAAUUUCCCUUCGGUUUCGUGUUUCUUCCGCUAGGAAAAAAAAAAUGUCUCCAGCUGCUACUUUAACAGGUGACCGUAUUGGAAAUUUUUAAACGCGACACAAUUACAGUGACCAUACGGGAUUAUAUAUAUUUAUAUAUAUAUAUAUAUAUACAUAAAAAGAAAACAACUCUGUGCUCUUUGUGGUUACACGUUCGACGACACCUAAAAACGGGAGAUGUUGAAUCUUAUUUAACGGACAUGUUACGGAUGUAUGGUUUCGUGUUUGUGACAUCGGAAAAUGCUCCACUCAUUUUCAGUGCCCGUGUAAUUCAAAAAGUGAUUGACUGUUGACCUACAGACGUGACUGUUUCCUUCGAAAAGCGAACGAAAAAAAAAAAUUAAUAAAUUCGGACAUUUAAAAUCAAAUCAAAUUGAAUUCGCCUGAAGCUGCUGAAAAGAGAAGAAAGAUGAAAGCCAAACAACAAUUGACGAUGGAUAGUAAACAGGAGCGGCGGGAUGGUAGAGCGCAACACAUCAAGUGUCAGAGAAGAAUAGCAGAUGAUGCCGUUCCAACAGACUCUUUGUUAUCGUACUCUUCCUGUUGGACGAUGAUGAUCCUGCUCGUUCUACACGCUCCUCUGCCAGCCACUUGCAGCACAGCCAUCGGCAACUGGAUGAAUCUCGGUGUCCAGGGUUACGAGGUGUGGCGAAACCCUCAGCUUUACAUGGUAGGAGCCCAGCCGCUGUGCACGCAAAUACCUGGACUGUCACCUGGACAGGCGAAAUUAUGCCAACUGUACCAGGAUCACAUGAGCUCCGUGGGACGAGGAGCUCGUGCCGGCAUCGCUGAAUGCCAGUGGCAGUUCCGCUACCGACGAUGGAAUUGUUCCACGGUCGAAGAUUCCACCGUCUUCGGACCCGUCCUACAAAUAGGGAGCCGUGAAGCUGCGUUCGCUCAUUCGAUCGCCGCCGCAGGUGUGGUGCACUCCAUUUCACGCGCCUGCCGUGAGGGUCAACUCUCGUCUUGCGGCUGCUCCCGAGCGCUCCGACCCAAGAAUCUCAAUCAGGAAUGGAUAUGGGGCGGUUGUGGAGAUAAUAUCGAAUACGGCUACAAAUUCACGCAAGGCUUCGUCGAUGUCCGCGAGCGCGAGAAGAACUACAAACGAGGCUCACGCGAACAAGGACGCAGUUUGAUGAACCUCCACAAUAACGAAGCCGGACGUCGGGCCGUGAUUAAGAAAGCGCGUGUCACAUGCAAAUGCCAUGGAGUCUCCGGCUCGUGCUCGUUGGUAACGUGCUGGCAACAACUGGCGUCGUUCAGAGAAAUCGGUGAUUUUAUGAAAGACAAGUAUGACGGCGCGACUGAAGUGAGAGUGAACAAACGAGGUCGUCUGCAAGUCAAAAAUGCCCAGUACAAUUUGCCCACGGCCAACGAUUUGGUCUACCUGGACGAGUCGCCAGACUAUUGCCUGCGUAACAAAACAAUUGGAUCAUUCGGUACUUACGGCAGGCCGUGCAACCGGACCUCGGCUGGCAUGGAUGGCUGCAAUUUGAUGUGUUGUGGACGAGGUUACAACACGCUCAAGACAACAGUCAAAGAGCGUUGCAAAUGCAAGUUCCAUUGGUGCUGUCACGUGGAGUGUAAGACCUGCAUCAAAACGGUCGACGUUCACACCUGCAAAUAGUAGUUGAAAAACAAAACAAACUUCAAGAAAUUACGAGGAAAAGUUUUUCUUUUUAAAGUAUACAAACCAGCUGUCCCUAAUUCAUUUCUUCUUUCUCUCUUUGUUUCUUUCUUUCUAUUACUCAAACACAAAACAAAACAUUUUUGCAUAUUUCAUUAAAACACAUUCUCUCUCCCUCUUUUUUACCAUUUCAUUUUCGUUUAAAAUGUUUGGCUAAAUAAUGAAUGCGGUUCGUAAUUAUUUUUGACCGUUUCGCCGUUUUAUCAUUCAAUGUGUAUUAUAAAAGAUGACGUGAUUUCUGUGCGUGUCGAUUCACGUUUGGGGAAGGAGGGGAUUUGAAGAAAACACAGCAACUCUUUUUUUUUUCUUUCUCAUAUUUCUGUUUGUGACUUCCUGUACGUUUAUUUUUGAUUCUUUCAAUGUGUCGUUUAACAGGGCUAACUUUCAACAUUGCCGUGUGUUUAACUUUUCCUUUUUCUCGUUUCCUGUUCGCGCCAAUACUCGCCUUUUUCGUCAAUGUGUAUACGCCGGUGUGUUUGUUCGAAAACGUGUGACUGUGCAAACUAUGUGUGCAAGUGUUGAUUGACUGAUUCGAUUAUUUAGGAAUUUUUUUAUUUGUUUUUGCUCUCUUACUAUUAUUAUUAUUAUUAUGAUUUUGUUUCCAUUUUUCGAAAAAAAAGCCAUCAAGCCAAACGAACGAACUUUACAAUUUUUUUUUGUUUGUUUCCCCCCUUUCAGAUAUGUUGACAACAUUGAUUUUUGAUUCAGUUAUUUUUUUCCAUUGUCUCCAACAUUACAGAUGAGUCGAAAGAAACACAACACAACAAAAAAAGAUAAAAACAAAACUUAUUACAUUACAAAUGAUAUUGGUGACAUCAUCACUUCAAUUCCUCGCCAUCUGACAAACAAAAAAAGAGAACACAAAUUGUACACCUCUUCUCAUAUAAGAACAAAAAGAAAUACACUCAGUAUUAACCCAUA
Daphnia magna is the source of this 2796-nucleotide messenger RNA. Its product is annotated as protein Wnt-5b. Gene Ontology annotation, cellular component: extracellular region. NCBI's taxonomy places the organism in Eukaryota, Metazoa, Arthropoda, Branchiopoda, Diplostraca, Daphniidae. Gene Ontology annotation, biological process: multicellular organism development; canonical Wnt signaling pathway; cell fate commitment. The record is from RefSeq and is a predicted model, not a curated record. Gene Ontology annotation, molecular function: cytokine activity; frizzled binding. The coding region runs from base 598 to 1815 and encodes 405 amino acids. The transcript is spliced from 9 exons.